Molecule: messenger RNA, 738 nt
Organism: Rhagoletis zephyria (snowberry fruit fly)
Lineage: Eukaryota; Metazoa; Arthropoda; Insecta; Diptera; Tephritidae
Source: RefSeq, a predicted model, not a curated record
AUGAUCAAGACGCCGACGAAUCAGCAGCGCCUGACCAAUGUCGCCAUCGUGCGCAUGAAGAAGUGCGGCCAGCGCUUCGAGAUUGCCUGCUACAAGAACAAGGUGGUCUCCUAUCGUGACAAGGUCGAAAAGGACAUCGACGAGGUGCUGCAGACGCAGACCGUCUUCACCAACGUCUCCAAGGGCCAGCUGGCAAAGAAGGAGGACCUGGUGAAGUGCUUCGGCACCGAGGACCACCUCAAGGUCUGCCUGGAGAUCCUCACCAAGGGCGAGCUGCAGGUGAGCGAGAAGGAGCGCGCCGUGGCCCUCGACUCCACCUUCAAGGACAUCGCCACCAUCAUCGCCGACAAGUGCGUCAACCCGGAGACGAAGCGCCCCUAUCCGGUCGGAAUGAUCGAGAAGGCGAUGCGCCAGGUGCACGUCUCCGUGAAGCCGAACCGCACCUCGAAGCAGCAGGCGCUGGACAUCAUUCCCCAGCUGAAGAAGGUGAUCACCAUCGAGCGGGCGCAGAUGAAGCUUCGCGUGGUGACCAACAAGAAGAACAAGAGCAAGCUGAAGGAGCUGAUGGGCGAGCUGGAGGCGGAGAGCGCGCUUGAGGAUGGGCAGAUUGAGAUGAUCUUCACCACCGACCCCGGCCACUACCGUCAGAUUGACCAGCUGGUGAACAACACGCCCAAGUCGGAGCUGCACGUCCUCCUCCUCCAGGAGAUGGUCGACGGCGACAGUAAGCUCGAUUAG